This is a messenger RNA of Myripristis murdjan (pinecone soldierfish), 4141 nucleotides long. It is a transcript of the gene tmem64, whose product is annotated as transmembrane protein 64. The transcript has 3 exons. Gene Ontology annotation, biological process: regulation of cytosolic calcium ion concentration; positive regulation of bone resorption; positive regulation of osteoclast differentiation. Gene Ontology annotation, cellular component: endoplasmic reticulum. The coding region runs from base 909 to 1967 and encodes 352 amino acids. The record is from RefSeq and is a predicted model, not a curated record. NCBI's taxonomy places the organism in Eukaryota, Metazoa, Chordata, Actinopteri, Holocentriformes, Holocentridae.
ACGGGGGUUACUUGGCAUUCUGGGACACAAACAGUGGUUGGUAUGAAUAGCUUUUUAGCGACAACAGCAUCCACUGUGGACGGCGACGUGAGAAAUAACACACAGCUGGCUGGAAAGGCAAACUGGUUCUCCGUGGCCGACUUCUGCGCCGUGGUCGCCGCCGUGUUGUCCGGAGGAAGCGGGACGGGAGGCUCAUUUCGGCGGUUUGCUCUGUGAAAUGCAGCGGUGGACUUUAUCCACGCAGCGAGCUAGCUAACGGCGGCAGUAAGUUAGCGUUACAAUGAUUUAUGCUAGUCUGUUAACAGGAUAGGGCAGAGCCGCUGGUGGAGUCGUAAAAGUUGCAGUCGGACAGCAGCUCAGCUCAAGCCGCCUCUGCCGCUCGUAUCAUUGGCUUGUUGUGACCCUGAUGCUGUCAGUCUCCCAGCAGCCCGUCUCCUCCCUGCCCUGACAGCCUCUCCUCUCUGCUGGACACACACUGCUCUCUUCAGCGCGCUGCCUCUGCGAUGACAACUGUGAAUAUGGCGUAUGUUUCAGACGGGAAAUAUAACAUUGUUAUUCAUAAAUCACUGAACUGGCACGUAACCCAUCUAGUGUACCCGAGAUAAAUAUAGUUGUCAAAUCCAACAAUUACUAUAAUGGCAACCGAGAUUGGAGGGAUUUAUCUCUAUGUUUCAUCACACAAUUGCUCUCACUGUCACAGAGCAAUGGGUUGCCAGUGCUGAAGCCAUCUGUUGUAGGUUCAGUCGUGCUUUGCAUUGCCCGUGUUGAAGCCCAGCAAAUUGACAUUGCUACAAAUGGACUUAUUUAGGAUCUAAAAACUUGCCAGUAUGAUUUAAAGUCAUAGCUGUGUUUGGUUCAGACGGUUCACCUGAGCCCUGCUGGUCCCCAGACCACACCUGAAGGCCGCCAUGUGGAUGUCAGGGUCCACAACCCUGCAGCUCCUCACCAAGAUCCUGAAGCAUGCAGUGGGUAAAGCUCAGAUCCAGCUCAACCGCUGGCUGCAGAGGACCACCACAGACGAGUGUGACAAAAUUGACAUCUUGAUAUGUAGCGCUUUUGAGGACAGAGGUGCCGGCUUGGGAAAAUCUGAUGCAGACCUCGAAGUUGUCACCGACUCCGGAGCGGUGACCUUCACAAGCAGCGGAGAAUUCAGACACCCGUGCUGCAUCACCACCUGUUGCUUCAAGAGCGCCCUGCUGGCAUGCAUCCUGACCGCUGUGUGCUUCUCCUCUUUGGCCCUGGUGCGCCAAUACCUCAAAGACCUUUUGCUCUGGGUGGAGAGUUUGGACAGCUUCGUUGGAGCCUUGCUGUUCAUAGUUGGUUUGAUUAUUGUGUCAUUCCCCUGCGGCUGGGGGUAUAUUGUUCUUAAUGUGGCAGCUGGCUACCUCUACGGCUUCGUGCUGGGAAUGGGACUUGUCAUGGUGGGGGUUCUCAUAGGGACCUUUGUGGCACACAUUGUAUGCAAGCGACUAUUGACUGACUGGGUGCUGAACAAAAUUGGGAACAGUGAACAGCUCAGUGCUGUAAUACGAGUGGUGGAAGGAGGGAGUGGACUCAAAGUUGUGGCCUUAGCAAGACUCACCCCCAUACCUUUUGGGCUACAAAAUGCAGUUUUUUCGAUCACAGACGUGUCCUUGCCAAACUACCUGGUGGCCUCCUCUGUGGGCCUGCUGCCCACCCAGCUCCUCAACUCCUACCUGGGCACCACGCUCCGCACCAUGGAGGACGUCAUCGCUGAGCAGAGUGUCAGCGGCUACUUUGUCUUCAGCUUGCAGAUCAUCAUCAGCAUCGGCCUGAUGUUCUACGUCGUACACCGGGCUCAGGUCGAGCUUAACGCAGCCAUCGCCGCCUGCCAGAUGGAGCUGAAGACCUCGCACAUGAACGGCUCCUCCACCAAUCACAGCAGCUUCACAUACUGCAGCAAGAGGGUGUCGGCCGGCGGGGGAAACUGCAUUAACGUGGUGUGACCGCAAAAGGCCGGGACUGAUAAAAUUUUAACCAGCUGUGCAUCUUGUCAAGGCGGUAGCUCCUAUGACCUGAUCACAAAAACACGAUUGCAUGGCUUAAGGUAACCCAUUGAGUUUCGAGGGGGUCCCUAACGCGAGAGCGACGUGGUGCGUCAUGUUGUGGCCACUUGCGUGAGAAGCCUUGACGGCAUACGUCUUUACACGGGCAGGGUUCUGCCACCGGUACAGUGCUGUUGGAAGUGUGCGACCGUGCACCUUUGUGAAAUCAUGCAAGAAAGGUUGCUGGGAGAAAUGGUUUCGUGGUACAUCAUCAUGGGAGUUUCGUAAAUUCUUUUUUUUCCUCUCUUUUCGAAAAGGUACUUAACAUUUGUCCAGCUCUGUUACAGGAGUUGUCAAGCUAAUGAUGAUGUUAAGAGCUGGGAGAAAUGUGGGAGCUGAGUGAGUGAGUGAGUCAUUAAAAAACAACAUAGCCAGGCAUGAGCUGCCAGCUAACAUUAUGAAUGUGCAAUCUGGAAAGUUCUAGAGUACCAAGGAAUUGUUUUUCCAUGUCAGUGUCAAAACAAUGCCAACCUAUGCACCUUUCAUUCAUACUACAUCUGUAUUUUUAUUUCAGGCAAUUUCCUGAUUCUUUUACGGUUUGUCUGCAUCUAGUAGUGAUUUACAUUAAAACUGAAAAGGGCAUUAUUAAUAUUUUGAAAGAUUUGGCGGUUUAGUCCAAUUGAAUUUUUGAAAGUGUCUUAUAGUUGGGCUAAAGUGUGGGGAAAAGCUCUCACCGAGCAUUACCAGCCUCUCUGAGUGUUGGAGUGUGUGAUUUCUGCUGGCUAAGGCCACAUCAGCUGAAUUGGCCCCGUCUGCCUGGGAUCAUUUUAGCGCUUCUGCAGUUUUGAUAAGAACAGAUGGAUGGGAGAGCAGAAUUCACAGCAGGAAACUCAGGAAUGUUCUGCCAGGAAAGCUGAAGUGCAGCAUGAUCCACUCCAAGGUAGCACAGCCAUUCUCUACACUUCUGCAUAUAAGGCUGGAGAUAUACUGUAUAUUCCCACACAGAUUUCAAACUGACAUGUCCAGCUUUUCUUUAAAUGUUUGUAAUUAUUUUGAUUUGAUUAGGAUUUUUUCAUUGGUUUGAUUUUUUCUUUUAAUUAGGCUAUGAGAUUAUCCAUUAGAGUAAUUACUUAGCUAUUGCUUAAGCUCUUAGUUUUGAUUUCUGUGCAAUACAAUGAAGAAUGGUGAUGAAAAGGCAUGAAUAUCAUUUCAGUGCUGAAACCAAACUAAUAAGAAAUGCUCAUGCGUCAAAAGAAUAACACAAACACAAGUCUGUGUUUUCACUAGUUUCUUUUUCUUUAGGUUUACUGACAUUGUAGAUGCAUAAACUAGAAGAGAUAAUGAAGAUAUUAUUUUCUAUGUGCCAUACUUAGAUAAUGCUUAACAGAUGCCAUGACACUAGCCCUACCUGAGCUGAGGGUACAUGUGACUUACGACUUACUUUAUUUUAUUACUAUGUAAUGACUAUUGUUGGUAAUAUGAACAAUGAUUAAUUUACAUGUGAACAAUUUCUGUUUUCUAGCUCUUAACAAUACAACAAUAAAGCUCUCGUAGGUUCUUUUGCACAGUCCACUUCAAUAGACAGACAAUAUUUUCAUAUCGACAAGCAAAACUAGGGAGGAGUUUGGUUCUUGAUGGUCAGAAGUUGUACAUGGUGUGUUUCCAAAGCCGACAAUCAAACACAAUAUGGACAUUAAGCGAUGAAUGUGAUGAUACUAUUAUUUUUUAUGACAUAUAUUAUUAUUGUUAUGCUGCUCCUCAGACAAGGUCUGAUUGAGGAAUAACAAGGGCUCCUAUAUGAAAUAUCCAUCUCUAUGUCCCAGUGUUUGUUCACACAAGCCUGUAUUGUAUUGCUGGCACAAACUGCUUGUUUCCCCCGUUAUCAUUGUUGUAAACUUUUUUUUUUUUUUUUUUUUUUUUUAAACAGAGGACAGAUUUAAUGUGCACCCAAACACAUUCCAUGCUGUCAGUCCUCUGAAAAGCUAUUUGAAUUGUUAUUUUUACACUAAAUGUUUUCACAGCUCACUGGUUGAAAGGGCCCCUUCCUGUCUGAAUUUAGCAAUAAUUUUUAAAAGUCAAAAGCAAAAAGAAAAAAAAAAAAAAAAAAAAAAGGAAAAAAGUGAUAGAAGUCCUAU